Molecule: messenger RNA, 2626 nt
Organism: Danio rerio (zebrafish)
Lineage: Eukaryota; Metazoa; Chordata; Actinopteri; Cypriniformes; Danionidae
Source: RefSeq, a predicted model, not a curated record
UUUUGAGAAAAAAAGAACUACUCCUUUUACCAGGCUGGCUACGGGCUUGUGGAGCCAAUCCACCUUCUCUUUUAAUGUCCAAACGUCAAACUUGUAAACUCUGGGUCAGUUCAAUCAACCAGUCAGCACACAUUAUUUGACAUUUCUUCCAAGAUUGCAACAAAUCCUGUUUCCAACAGGUGUAGUGUGGAACAUAAAAACAAUCCUCAGUUGAUACUUUUGGUUUGGUAUUUUACAUUCCCGUAUUCUUUUUUAGCUUUUGACAUGAUGGUACACAUAAGCAAAUUUACAUAAAAUUUUUUAAAUAUAUAUAUAUUAAGUAAUAUUGUUUGUAAUUUUAGUUUUUACUAAACAUUUUCAAAAUAAGUUAAAUCUUUAAUCAUGUCUCCACAACAGAUUUGUACCAUACCAGAACUUUUUGUGUCAGUAAAACUCCCUUAAAAACCAGUAUCCUAUUGUUUGCUGUGUUUCCAUAAGAACACAUCCUGUGCAGUGAAGUAACAUGCGUAUCCAUCUGGUAAAGGUGCAGCAAACUAUUGUAGAUGCUUUAACCCCUGGUCAAACACAGCCUAGUCAUAGCACUUUGACGCAAGCAGAAUUCUCAGUAUAGUGCGUGCAGGUCAAACAAUCCAUGUUGUUUCUUGUGGAAUAACAAUGAAAAAGGAUGAAGUGAAACAAAAAGAUUAAGGUGAUUCAUCACACGUUACUAACUUUAGGUCCCAUAAAGCCACGCCUUCAUCCACAUUUGAUGGACAACUGAAGGUCUGCCCCUGAAUAAAAGCUGUGCAAAUAAAAUAUUUUACUUCAUUUGCUUCCAGAUCACUCGACACAAGAUAGUCUAUUAUUGACGCUGCUCAAUCUGAGGAAUAACUUCAUCAUUCAGUGAAUGAAAUUCAGUUUCUUCAGGAUGAAGGUCAUUGGAUUGCAUUACACUGGAGCAGCAUUGUGCUUUCUGCUUUUUUCUGCAACAGGUGCCCAGAACCUGAGCAUCUUGAACAUCAUCCAGGGGCUUCAGUCAGAAGCUCAGGUUUACCCCACACCGCUCUACUCCUUUUCCCUUUGCAUGGAGAUCAACAACCGCAUCUUCAAUGACUCGCUCCUCAACACGGCCUCACUGUACUACAAGAACAUGUACACAGAAGUGACUAAUGUUUUGGACAUGGCUUUCAACUGCCCCACCUGUUCUACAAAAGACAGCUACAGAGGAGUGAAUAGUAUGCAUUUCAGUAAGGGGUCUGUGAUUGCAAAUUGUACCAUCCAGUUCCAGACAAUUUUUAUAAAUAAUGUUGUCAUCAAGCAUUUGUUCCUGAACGCCAUAGAAAAUAAGACUCUACCAAAUGGUAUGAUCAUCAACGGACAAUACACCAAUGAAACUGUCACACCUAAAUGGCUAUUUCAACCAUCCACAACUACUUCGGGUUCAGCAAGUUUCUACUCAGGAAGUGGCACUUUUUGGCUUCCUGGUUGGGCCAUUGCAUUGCUAGUGUUAGCAUGCAUCUGCAUAGUGCUUCUCAUCAUCAUCUUAGUUCUGAUAUGCUGUUGUUGGUGUUGUAGGAGAAAAGAGAAAAAGGAAGAAACACCAACACCAACAACUGUAACACCUUAUGAGAGAACAUCAUUCAAAGAGCAUCUUGCUAAUCCCACAUACAUGUCACACACACCUGAGAGGAACCCAAACUACCCGACUUUUGGAGAACCAGGCAUUCAACAUGGCAACCAAAAUGGGAUCUACAUGAUGAACCCACAGAGAUGAUAGGAGAGAGCCAUGGUGAAGCAGAUGCUGUACAGGUUCAAGAUUGUAAAGCAGUUUUUCUGACAGAAGAUGCUGGUCUCUUCUAAAGGAUUAUAAAUGUGGACUUGUCAUCAUUACCAUGUGUUAUAUAAGUAUUAUACUCAACAGUGGAUGGAAACGUAUUUAUUUCUCUACUAUUUAAGAUUUGCAGAUAGUGGGAUUUGGGUCUGUAAAAUUUCGAUUUUCUUUUUCAGCUUAACAGAAGUCAGACUAGGGAUAGUUGAUAUGCUUUAUUUUAAAAACAUUUCUCAUGAGAGGUUUAUUUUUUGUUUUGUUUUUUUAAACAAGGCCUCUGAAAUUAAAAAGAAGAAUAUAUUGCAUAACACAUCUGUAUGUGCUACAAAUGGAGUCAGUCACAUUUCAGUAAGAUUUCAAAUUAAAUGAUUUAUGAAGCAGUAAUGGCAUUAAAAUUGAUUAAACAUUAAACUGAGCUAUAACCUAAGCCUAUUUUAGCCAUCAAGAACUGCUAUCAAAAAUAGAUAUAGAUCAAUUAAACUUCAUGCAAAAGAGAUGCGACAGUCACAUUAAUCUGUUACAACUUCCACUGGUCUCAUAUAGGCUCAAAAUAAAAGGCAGGGCUCUCUUAAAUGUGUAUGUUCUGAUACUAUGAUACAGUAUGGGGGUCGCCAAAAAACCCUCCUACAAAUUGCAAGGUUAUCAAUUCAUCUUUUCACUUAAAUAAUUCAUAUUCAUUAUGGUCAUAUACACUCAUUUACACUUUCCCUAGGAAGAACUGUUGAAAUAUUGAAUGCAAGAUACUGUAUAAAUCUUUAGCGAAACCACAUAUUACCAAGUACAUUAUAAAGAAAUAAACAACACACAAUGCAUAAUGAA